Messenger RNA from Anolis sagrei ordinatus, 2897 nucleotides. RefSeq names its product transmembrane protein 81 (gene TMEM81). Lineage: Eukaryota; Metazoa; Chordata; Lepidosauria; Squamata; Anolidae. The record is from RefSeq and is a predicted model, not a curated record.
GUCAUUGAGGUAAUGCAUUUGAACUAUAAAAGUUUAAUGAAAAUGUUGUAAUCUGUAAAAUUUGUUAAUCUGUAAAAUCUGUAACAAUCUUUGGCAAAGGGAUUCAUGUUUGUUCCUACUACUACUCAUGUGUACUGGCAUUAGUGAACAAAUCUUUGCAUAAAAUACACUAUACACCUUAAUUAGGUAGUCUGCCUAAAAGUGAAAAAUGAGGAAUAGCUCAGUCGUGAUGCAAUUUUUUAUAAUUUCUCUGAAAAAUCUAUGGGAGGUGCUUUGUCAACAACAUUUCUCAACAACAUUUCCAGAUACCUAAGACUAGAAUUACUGAGGUUUUGUCUAAUUCUCUUGUUCUUUUAUUUAUUAUGCAAAAUAGCUUUGAUUUAUCAUAAUUUUUUAAAACCUGAAUAUUUAUGAAAUUUAGCUUAAAAAAUAUAGGCAAGUACCUAGAUCUGAAAGAAAAAGAAGAAUGCCAUUGACAUAAACUAACUUUAUGUUUUUUCUCUCUCUUUCUCUUGCAAUCUCUCCCCUUCUUCUUAAUUAUGACACUUUAAUGGCUAAGCAUUGUCCUGAUGAAUUCCACAAGGGCUCUAUUCUCUAUUGCCAAGGAAAAUAGAAGGGACAGCCAUAAAUGUAUAGUGUAAUUUAACCAGGCAAUUGAAGAAUUUUCUUCCCCUUACAAGUGUAUCACUUGAGCAACAUUUAUAUUCUGAGGAGUUCUGAUGUUGGAGGCAACUGGCUCAGAAAGUAAGAUAUCUUUUAAAGCUCUGGAAUGUUUAUGACAUUCAAAGAAUGAUCCUUAGGUUAUUUAACAGAACUACAGUAUGGAGUCUCAAAGCACUUUCCAAGUAUGACAAAGGCACAAGUCAGUCUUUCUCUUGGAACAUUUUUGCUUACUGUCUUUGCACUACUAUCCAUGGCUUCUAAUGAACCACCUUCCAGUCCCAUUACCAUUCCCAAGCCACUGAGUGAUGCUACUGCCAGAGUUGCUAUCAGUUCCACAAGCUGCAGCACUACCUGUGGCCUGGGCUACAAGGUAGAGGAAAGAUGUAAAAUCACACCAAAUGGGGAAAGGCAACAGUGCUCCAAGAGGAGAGUGGACUGCCUGAGCAACUGGAUUUGUGGGAUGGUCCACUACACUGUCCUCGUUGGUGAAUCCUUUGAGUUCAGCUGCCUGAACACAGAGGAAGUUGGUCCAGAGACACAGAGCUUUAGUUAUACAUGGAGGGUGGCCAGAGGCAUCAUCAGCACAGACGAUGCUCUCUUCAAACCUUUCAAGAGUUCAGGAUUUGUCAUUAACUUUUCUCCUGUUGAGGAAUAUGAUGCAGGAACAUACAGAUGUGAUGUGCAGUUCAUGAAAACGUACAAGAUUGUAAAGAGAAUCUAUGUUGGCAUUCGAGUGAUUCCUGGUCACCUGGUGGAUUUAAACUUUGACAAAUCCUUGAAUGAAGAGCAGAAAUUAGAAAUCAUGAAUGAAGGAAACGAACAGAAUGCUACCGCUGCUCCAAUCGAGGAACAACUGAAGUCUUGGCAACAGAGAGCUGCGUUUAUGUUUCUGAUAGGCAUUGGAAGUGGAGCAUUGGGAGGGAUUUUAUUGCACACACUUUUAUAUUAUCUCCUGAAAGCUUCUGCUGACAAUGAACAUGUGGAAGAAUGAAAUGCACUGUUUUAUACUCUGCUUUAGGAUGACUUCUGUACUUGCCAGUGUCACUAUACUGAAGUAUAAGUUAGACCAUACAUUGAAUUUAUAACUCCAGUUUGGUUCCUCCAUUUUUAAGCUUCUAUGAAAAGGAGGUUAUUAUACAAAAAACUUUCUGGAGGACCCAACCUUAUCCUACUCAUCUACUGUGUCUCUCAACCACACCAGCUCCAUAGUACAUAUUUAUGAAUAAAAAAGAAAUGAUUUCACAGUUGGACUGUACACAUUUAUGGUUUCCUUUGAUACCAAAUAUUACACUCAGUCCACUGAACGUCAUAUUGAGAUACGAGGUACAAACUAAGGGUGCAUUGACACUGAGAAUCAAUGUGGUUAGACAUAAUUUUUAACUGCCAUUGCAUAAUGCUUUGGAAUCCUGUAGAUUGUAGUUUGGCCGAGAAGGAUAAAGAAUUUGUAAAUUGGCAAACUAAAUUAAGUCUACAGUGUAGUUUCACAUAUUGUGCAUGUACAACUUUCAGCUGAUUGUACUUCCAUCUCCCUUCAAUCUCCACUAUGAAUGCCACUUGAUCGCUACUCCUAAUGGUGGCAAAUUCAGAAACCAGGAAAUAAUUUUUGCCUCACCGUGUUGCCUGGAGGAUCACCUGUGCUGCAGAAAAAGCAACAGGUGGAGUCCUACUCGUUUCAGAUACUAUACAAAAAGCAACUGCAGAUUGGAGGUUCUGCAUCAGUGCUAUAAAUUAUGAUAGAUACUAGCAAUGAAGCAAGCUCAACAUUAUCAAGAGAACGGAGUUGUAGAAGAAGUCAGUUCUACUAGUGGUCUGUGGACUACUGCUGGACCCAGAGGCAUAUGCUUCUGGUCCAUGGAGAACUUCCAUGAACAAAAGGAACAAUAGUGAUAAGUAUAAAUGUGUUAUUGGCCCUUGGCACAUGGGGAAAAUGCCAGUCUUCCACAUCAGAUAGCUUAAGAAAAAUUGGUGUAAGCAUUUCUGUCAAAACUAGACAUUUUAAAAGUUUCUCUCUGCUUGUGUGGACAAUCCUUGUUUGCAUUUCAUGUUUGAAUUGUCCUGCCAGAUUUAUCCUUGCCAUGUUAUUCUGAUUCAAUUUCCCCCUUCUUCAAGUCAUCCUCAUAUCCUACCUAUGUUCUAAUCUGCUUGGAAAUAACUCACACCAGAGAAGUUUGCUGAAGUCAUUAGAGAUCUUUAUUUCAGAACUGCGUGCUACUGUAGCCAACAAGUAAUAAUAA